CAUAGUAUUCGCAUUAAAAGAAAUGAAUCUAUAAAAAUCAAAGUUUGGCGUUCAUGAUUGUUCUGUAGAAGUUUUAUUCAGUUUUAUGAUGUUCCAUUUAUCAAUUAUUUAACUAUUCUAUUAUCAUCUAAACAUACAUGUCAUCGCCUAUUUAUCUAACUCGAAAACUAUCGACGUUAUUAUAAUACUAAUUAUAUUCUAAAUUUGAUAUAGUACUGAAUAAAACAACAAUAUAUAACUUUACCGACUUUCAAAAGACAUUAUUUCCACGAUUUGUCUUUAAAGCUUUGACCUAUUUCAUUCCAAACUCUCUAGUAUCUCUUAGUUCCGUCUUCAAUUCAAACAUCAAACAAACACACACAUAUUCUACAUUGAUGUAGCUAGUAAAUAUAUAUAUAUAUAUACAGAGAGUUAGAGAGUUGGAUCAAAAGCACUGAGAACAUCCACUCUUGAUUCAUGGAUGAUGAAAAGUUGUGGAAAGUUUCCAAGAAAGAUUCCAUCUUCGAAACGACUCAUUUCUCUUCAAAACCUGUUUUCACACGAAGCUUCUCAACAAAAACUUCUUCUUCUUCUUCUUCUUCUUCUUCAAAACCCGUUUUCAUACGAAGUUUCUCAACUAAACCCACUUCUUCUUCAAAACCCGUUUUCAUACGAAGUUUCUCAACUAAACCCACUUCGUAUUCUUCAUCAGAGCCCAUCUUUAGACGAAGUUUCUCUGCAAAGCCUGCUCCUUCGAAAUCUUUGUUUCUGUCUAGAAGCAGUUCCACGAAAUGCCAAGCUGAUACAUCUUCUGCUUCCAAGUGUUCCAUCUCUCGGAGCUUGUCACAGAAAGGAGCUUCGGUGACCCGAAAGUGUCGUAAUAUGGCCAAGGAGCACAAGUCUCGGUUUUACAUCAUGAAACGCUGCGUUUUGAUGCUUGUUUGUUGGCACAAACAUGCCUGAGAUUCUUUAUAGAUGUGAAGAAAGAAGAUUAGGUUUUUUUUGUUAAUUCCAAUCAACGAAGAUUAGGUUAUUUAAUUACAGAUUUUAUCUUCUUUUCAUUUUCUUACCCAUCCGUUGAUUUUUUUUCUUUUCUGUUUUAAUGAUAUACUCCUUCCACUUUAAAUUAAAUGUAUUUUGUUUUUAUUUUAUUUUAAAAAGUGUUAUUUAUUCCAUAUUUUGAAAACAAUCUUCACGAAAAUCAAAAUUUACUACUGUUGAUAAAAUCUACUAUUAAAUAAAAAAGAAAAAAAACUGUAAACGUCUAUU
Arabidopsis lyrata subsp. lyrata is the source of this 1248-nucleotide messenger RNA. RefSeq lists its product as uncharacterized. The record is from RefSeq and is a predicted model, not a curated record. The coding region runs from base 457 to 942 and encodes 161 amino acids. Gene Ontology annotation, biological process: negative regulation of cell population proliferation. The transcript has a single exon. NCBI's taxonomy places the organism in Eukaryota, Viridiplantae, Streptophyta, Magnoliopsida, Brassicales, Brassicaceae.